Carlito syrichta (Philippine tarsier) is the source of this 2637-nucleotide messenger RNA. It is a transcript of the gene ST14, whose product is annotated as suppression of tumorigenicity 14. The record is from RefSeq and is a predicted model, not a curated record. Bases 1 to 2568 code for a protein of 855 amino acids. The transcript is spliced from 19 exons. Gene Ontology annotation, cellular component: membrane. NCBI's taxonomy places the organism in Eukaryota, Metazoa, Chordata, Mammalia, Primates, Tarsiidae. Gene Ontology annotation, molecular function: protein binding; serine-type endopeptidase activity. Gene Ontology annotation, biological process: acrosome reaction; proteolysis.
AUGAGGGGCGAUCGGGCCCGCCAGGGCGGAGGGGACCCCAAGGACUUCGGCGCGGGACUUAAGUACAGCUCGAGGCAGGAGGGCAUGAAUGGCUUCGAGGAAGGUGUGGAGUUCUUGCCAGUCAAUAAUACCAAGAAGGUGGAGAAGCGUGGCCCGAAGCGCUGGGUGGUGCUGGUGGCUGUGCUGACCGGUAUCCUAUUGGUGUCACUCGCGGUCGGCUUCCUAGUGUGGCACUUCCAGUACCAGAACAUGCGGGUCCAAAAGAUCUUCAAUGGCUACCUGAGGAUCACAAAUGAGAACUUUCUGGAUGCCUAUGAGGAUUCCAACUCCACUGAGUUUAUAAGCCUGGCCAACAAGGUGAAGGAAGCGCUGAAGCUGCUGUACAGCGGGGUCCCCACCCUGGGUCCCUACCACAAGGAGUCUGCUGUGACUGCCUUCAGCGAGGGCAGCGUCAUUGCCUACUAUUGGUCAGAGUUCAGCCUCCCGCAGCACCUGGUGGAGGAGGCUGAACGUGCCAUGGCAGAGGAACGCGUGGUCACGCUGCCACCACGUGCGCGGGCCCUGCACUCCUUCGUGCUGACCUCGGUGGUGGCCUUCCCCACUGACCCCAGAACGGUACAGAGGACUCAGGACAACAGCUGCAGCUUUGCACUGCAUGCCCGUGGUAGGGAGCUGACUCGCUUCACUACACCUGGCUUCCCUGACAGCCCCUACCCAGCUCGCGCUCGCUGCCAGUGGGCUCUGCGGGGGGAUGCAGACUCAGUGCUGAGCCUCACCUUCCGCAGCUUUGACGUUGCAUCCUGUGAUGAACGUGGCAGUGACCUGGUGACGGUGUAUGAUACCUUGAGCCCCAUGGAGCCCCAUGCCCUAGUGCAGCUGUGUGGCACUUACCCUCCCUCCUACAACCUGACCUUCCUCUCCUCCCAGAACGUCUUCCUCAUCACGCUGAUAACCAACACUGAGCGGCGACAUCCCGGCUUUGAGGCCACCUUCUUCCAGCUGCCUAAGAUGAGCAGCUGUGGAGGCAACUUACAGGGAGCCCAGGGGACAUUUAGCAGUCCCUACUACCCGGGCCACUACCCACCCAACAUUGACUGCAUGUGGCACAUCCAGGUGCCCAACAAUCAGAAUGUGAAGGUGCUCUUCAAACUCUUCUACCUGCUGGAGCCCAACGUGCCCCUGGGCAGCUGCCCCAAGGACUACGUGGAGGUCAACGGGGAGCGGUACUGUGGAGAGAGGUCCCAGUUUGUCGUUAGCAGCAACAACAACAGGAUCACAGUUCGUUUCCAUUCGGAUCAGUCCUACACUGACACGGGCUUCCUAGCUGAAUAUCUCUCCUAUGAUUCCAGCGACCCAUGUCCUGGGAAGUUCACAUGCAAAACUGGGCGAUGUAUCCGGCAUGAGCUGCGUUGUGAUGGCUGGGCUGACUGCACCGACUACAGUGAUGAGCUCAACUGCAGAUGCAAUGCCUCCCAUCAGUUCACAUGCAAGAAUAAGUUCUGCAAACCUCUCUUCUGGGUGUGCGACAGCGUGAACGACUGCGGAGACAACAGCGACGAGCUGGGGUGCAGUUGUCCGGCCCAGACCUUCAAGUGUUCCAAUGGGAAGUGCCUCCCGAAGAGCCAGCAGUGUGACGGAAAGGACAACUGUGGGGAUGGGUCCGAUGAGGCUUCCUGCAACAGUGUGAGCACCGUCACUUGCACCAAACACACCUAUCGCUGCCACAAUGGGCUCUGCUUGAGCAAGGGCAACCCUGAGUGUGAUGGGAAGAAGGACUGUAGUGAUGGCUCGGAUGAGAAAAACUGCGACUGUGGGCUGCGGCCGUUCACCAGACAGGCCCGUGUUGUUGGGGGCACGGAUGCAGAGGAGGGCGAGUGGCCCUGGCAGGUGAGCCUGCAUGUGCAGGGCCAGGGCCAUGUCUGCGGAGCCUCACUGAUCUCCCCCACCUGGCUGGUCUCCGCGGCGCACUGCUAUGUCGACGACAGGGGAUUCAGUUACUCGGACCCCAGGAAGUGGACAGCCUUCCUGGGCCUGCACGACCAGAGCCAGCGCAGCGCCCCUGGCGUGCAGGAGCGCCGGCUCAAGCGCAUCGUCUCUCACUCUUCCUUCAACGACUUCACCUUCGACUAUGACAUCGCGCUGCUGGAGCUGGAACAGCCAGCCGAGUACAGCUCCGUGGUGCGGCCUGUCUGUCUGCCUGAUGCCUCCCAUGUCUUCCCCGUCGGCAAGGCCAUCUGGGUCACAGGCUGGGGGCACACCCAAUAUGGAGGCUCCGGGGCACUGAUCCUGCAGAAGGGUGAGAUCCGCAUCAUCAACCAGACAACCUGCGAGGGCCUGCUGCCGGAGCAGAUCACCCCACGCAUGAUGUGCGUGGGUUUCCUCAGCGGGGGCGUGGACGCCUGCCAGGGUGACUCUGGCGGCCCCCUCUCCAGCGUGGAGGCAGAUGGACGGAUCUUCCAGGCUGGUGUGGUGAGCUGGGGAGAAGGCUGCGCUCAGAGGAACAAGCCAGGCGUGUACACGAGGCUCCCCCUGUUUCGGGACUGGAUCAAAGAGCAGACUGGCGUGUAGGGGCAGGGGCUGUCCGCCGGCCACCCCAACAUGCACACUGGCAGGCUGAGGACUGGGCCACUGACUGCA